This is a messenger RNA of Penicillium subrubescens, 267 nucleotides long. RefSeq lists its product as uncharacterized. Bases 1 to 267 code for a protein of 88 amino acids. The record is from RefSeq and is a predicted model, not a curated record. Lineage: Eukaryota; Fungi; Ascomycota; Eurotiomycetes; Eurotiales; Aspergillaceae. The transcript has 3 exons.
AUGAGGGAGGGGCGGCGAGAUCGACGAGGCCAAUCCAUGUGGGCCGAAUAUCUCCUGGGGAUCAAUCGGGGCCUGCUAUGUGACUGUAUCGCGGCCCCGACUGAGGAGGCCAAUGGUCUUGAAGCCGUGGCCCGCCGGAUCUGGGUUGCAAUGGGAGAGGUGGCCCAGAUCAGCCAGCAGAUCACCAAGGCCACUGGGAAUGCGAUCCGCAGUGAAGCUGUGCGCACCGAAAAGGACCGGAGCCCCGUCCAACCACUACAGGCAUAA